AUAAUUCCCAACUCGAUCCUAAUUGCCAUCAUAAAAACGCCAGCGAAGACAAAGCAUCACGCGAUACGAAGACCGAAAUCUCCAUUACUGAAGACAAUCACAGAUAUUCAAACUCAGCCGUAACAAUGGCGGAAGGAAGUGGGAUCGACCGCAAGGCGGAGGAGCGGAUGGAAUUUACAACUUCCAAGGAGGUCACGGUCCAUCCGACUUUCGAGUCGAUGGCUCUGAAGGAGAGCCUUCUCCGUGGCAUCUACGCCUACGGAUAUGAGUCGCCGUCGGCGGUCCAGUCGCGCGCUAUCGUUCAGGUCUGCAAGGGUCGCGAUACCAUCGCCCAGGCGCAGUCCGGAACGGGAAAGACAGCCACAUUUUCCAUCAGCAUGCUCCAGGUUAUCGACACGGCCGUGCGUGAGACCCAAGCACUCGUCCUAUCGCCCACUCGCGAGCUGGCAACACAGAUUCAGAGCGUCGUCAUGGCCCUGGGCGACUACAUGAACGUGCAGUGCCACGCUUGCAUCGGCGGCACCAACGUUGGCGAGGAUAUCCGCAAACUCGACUAUGGACAGCACAUCGUCUCGGGUACACCAGGUCGCGUGGCUGACAUGAUCCGCCGCCGCCAUCUCCGCACCCGUCAUAUCAAGAUGCUCGUUCUGGACGAGGCCGAUGAGCUGUUGAACCAAGGGUUCCGUGAGCAGAUUUACGACGUCUACCGAUACCUUCCACCCGCGACCCAGGUUGUGGUUGUUUCGGCUACCCUUCCCUAUGAUGUGCUGGACAUGACAACCAAAUUCAUGACCGACCCUGUCAGGAUUCUCGUCAAGCGUGACGAACUGACGCUGGAGGGUUUGAAGCAGUACUUCAUUGCCAUUGAGAAGGAGGACUGGAAAUUCGACACGCUGUGCGACCUUUACGAUACACUCACCAUCACACAAGCCGUCAUUUUCUGCAACACGAGGCGCAAGGUUGAUUGGCUUACGGACAAGAUGCGCGAGGCCAACUUCACGGUCAGCAGCAUGCAUGGAGACAUGCCUCAAAAGGAGCGUGACAGCAUUAUGCAGGAUUUCAGGCAAGGAAACAGCCGAGUGUUGAUCUCUACCGAUGUUUGGGCCCGUGGUAUCGACGUCCAGCAGGUCAGUUUGGUUAUCAAUUACGACCUGCCCAGCAAUCGUGAAAACUACAUUCACCGUAUCGGCCGUUCGGGAAGGUUUGGUCGCAAGGGUGUUGCCAUCAACUUCGUUACUAGCGAAGACGUGCGAAUCCUCAGAGACAUCGAGUUGUAUUACUCGACCCAAAUCGACGAGAUGCCGAUGAACGUGGCUGAUCUGAUCGCAUAAGCUCCGGAGGCUCACUCUGGGGUGUCCCAUGCUUCACGACGAUCAUAAAUUUCAGCUAGAAUGCAGCUCUUACUGAGUCGGACGAACCAGUCCCAACAAGCGCCCAGUGUAACGACACUUCGCGCACUAAGAAUCGUGGGAGGAAAAGGGAAUGUUGACUAGGUUGUUCCACCUUCAUCAGCAAACGAAACUAUAUUUUGAGUGGCAUAGCAGCAUUAUUCUGAAGUCUUGGCCUCUCCGUGAAUCGGACAGUAACCACAGCCUCUCCCCGCACCGGACAUCGCAGAGACUCAUGAUGAUAAUCUGAAUCGUAACGAACGCGCGUGGCGUCUCCACUGAUCUUCAUUAAUUGGGCAAGGAUCCGUCAGAAUAAGGUCCUUCGAUGGUGAACAAACUUUCCGUUCGCAUUGUGGGUAUGCUUUGUGUGCGUAUGUAUAUACGGACUUCAGGAAUAUUGAACCCCAUUUGUCACGAACUGGCCACCCUACUCCGAACAAGAUGGUUAGCCACGACAUGUGAUGACUGUGCACUGCUGGUCAGGCCCGCCGGAAGUGGCGGGAUCGUUUGCUGAUGCAAUUCCUAAGCAUAUUUAGUAACCCUUUUACGUGAUAAAGCCUAGCACAACCAGCCAGACUGUCAAAUAUAGUUGACAUUGUCAACCAAGGGACGUAUAACAGAAAGCGAACAGUUCGGCUUCCGACUCGGAAGGAGGCCUGUUAGUGGUGACACUACUUCUGGGGUGUAGCACCUUCAAGUAAGUGAGGUCUGUUGAUGCCCAACUAUGUGUUCUUCAGUUCUUUUGUAGAUCCUCA
Pyricularia grisea is the source of this 2143-nucleotide messenger RNA. RefSeq lists its product as uncharacterized. The record is from RefSeq and is a predicted model, not a curated record. NCBI's taxonomy places the organism in Eukaryota, Fungi, Ascomycota, Sordariomycetes, Magnaporthales, Pyriculariaceae. The transcript has 4 exons. Gene Ontology annotation, molecular function: ATP binding; mRNA binding; RNA helicase activity. The coding region runs from base 126 to 1331 and encodes 401 amino acids. Gene Ontology annotation, cellular component: catalytic step 2 spliceosome; nucleolus.